AUGGGGACCAAGCGGGAAUACCCCACCAUAGUCAAAGUCUGGUUGCAGGAUUGGACCAUAACAGGGAGAAAUCACUGUAUGCUUUUUGAGCAAAUCACGGACUUACUGUACUCUUUUCAAGAUGAAGAAGACAUGUUCAUGGUGGUUGAUCUUUUACUUGGAGGUGACCUGCGUUACCAUCUGCAACAGAAUGUCCACUUUAACGAAGGAACUGUUAAGCUGUACAUUUGUGAGCUGGCACUUUCCUUGGAUUAUUUGCAGAGAUACCACAUCAUCCACAG
Molecule: messenger RNA, 281 nt
Organism: Apaloderma vittatum (bar-tailed trogon)
Lineage: Eukaryota; Metazoa; Chordata; Aves; Trogoniformes; Trogonidae
Product: serine/threonine-protein kinase 32B-like
Exons: 2
Biological process (GO): peptidyl-serine phosphorylation; intracellular signal transduction
Molecular function (GO): protein serine/threonine kinase activity; ATP binding
Source: RefSeq, a predicted model, not a curated record